GGUUUCUAAAAGACCCAAGAACAACUGCCAAGACACUAGUGAAUGAUUUAGUCAAGUCUGGGAUUGAUGUCUCAAUGAAGACAGUCACUAGAGUCCUGCACAAGAAUGGACUGCGAGGUUGCAGACCAAGAAAAACUCCACUUCUGAAGAAGAGACACCUCCAAGCUAGACUGAAGUUUUUUAUCUAAAGACCCGAGUAUGUAAGAAACUUUGGUGAAAUGGCCAUGCAUUUAAGAGUUAUAGGAGCCUCAAAUAUCCUAUUUAUGUACUCUAGGAACCUCAAAAUAUGUUUCAAAAGCCUUUAUCUUAUAAUGGGGUUUGUAAAGGAACUGCUAACGGUUAAGAAAUAUUUAGAGGUCUUGCAGGAACUAGGAGUAAGUUUCUCUGAAAGGAAAACUGAAAGCAUGCCUGGAGAAUCUCCCGGGUCUACUGGUGUGGCAGCUGAGGAACCCUAAAUAAUGCCUCAAGUAUCUUUUCAUUUUUACAGUGAUUAAAGACUAGGGGUGCACAGUUUGGAUUUGUGGAGGGUGAAGAAGCUUUGAGUAACAGCAUCAGAUGGAUUUUGGAUUGAAAUAUGGUCAUCUACUCCGUGAUUAUUUCACACAUUCAUGAGCUUGUGAUGAUGUCUCUGGUGGAUUUGGGAAAGAAGCUUCUAGAAGCAGCUCGUGCUGGUCAGGACGAUGAGGUUCGGAUACUGAUGGCCAAUGGAGCUCCAUUCACUACUGACUGGCUGGGCACGUCUCCGCUGCAUCUGUCUGCUCAGUUUGGACAUUACUCGACCACAGAGGUUCUGCUGCGUGCUGGAGUGAGCCGCGAUGCCCGCACCAAAGUGGACCGGACGCCUCUGCACAUGGCCGCGUCUGAGGGUCACACACUCAUAGUGGAGCUCCUGCUGAAGCACGGUGCUGACGUGAACGCUAAAGACAUGCUGAAGAUGACAGCAUUGCACUGGGCUGUACAGCACAGCCACCGAGACGUGUUGGAGCUUCUUCUGCAGUUUGGAGCCGAUGUCCAUGCGCAGAGUAAAUUCUGCAAAAAUGCACUGGACAUCGCCCUCGACAACAGCUCUCAUGAGCUUGCUGAAAUCCUGCAGGUAGCAAUGCAGAAUCAGAUCAACACAAACCCAGAGAAUCCAGAUACACUGACUAUUCACACAACUACACCACAGUUCAUCAUCGGCCCAGGAGGAGUGGUGAACCUCGCUGGACUCGUUUCACCGGGAAACGGCAGCAAAUCUACAGUCGUGGCAGCAGAGGAGGUGAUAACGGCGGAUACGGUCGAUGGAGCCAUUCAACAAGUUGUGAGCUCUGGAGGUCAGCAGGUCAUCACCAUCGUAACCGACGGUAUUCAACUGGGGAACCUGCAGACUGGCACAGGUAUCAGCCAGCCCAUAAUAGUCACCAUGCCUGAUGGGCAGCAGGUAUUAACGGUGUCAGACACGGAGGUUGCUGAGGAAACGGUGAUCAGUGAGGAGCCAUCCAUUAAACGGCCACGUGUGAAGGAGGAAGACGACAGUGAAAUGACAGAAAUACAAGACAUGCAGAUCCACCAAAACAUCUCACUGCAGGACAUGCAGGAAAAAGUGUCUCUUCUGAAGCAGCUGGAGGAGGCGAAUCGUGAAGCUCAGAGAUACAGACAGCAGUUCCUGAAGAAAGAGCAGGAAGCAGAAGCUUAUAGACAGAAACUUGAGGCCAUCACACGACAGAACGCAAAGAAAACCGUGUGAAAAACAAAACACACACACACUGUUAAAGCUGUAUUAUUGAGGAUCCCUCAAAGAUGCAAUGGUUUUCAUAUUCAGAUAAUAAUAUUUACAAACAAACCUGUUGACAUCAGGACACUAAAAAGUCAUUACCCUUACCUAAUUGAAUUUGAGAGUUUUUACAAGCAAUUUAAUUCAGAUUAAUUCAACCAACAUAAUUAUUAUGAAUCAGACGAGGAGUGAGGAUCUAAAUGCAGUUCUUUUAAACGAAGGAACAAAUGGUGAACAGGACAACUAAAAAUAAAACAACACAGGGAACAAACAAAACAUCCACGAGGGGGAAAACAAAUUAUAAACAUGAAAAACAUCCAGAGAGGGCAAGGCCAGGAACACAAUCAAGGACAACCAUAACAAUCAACCACCGACAACAAAUGAACAAACAACAGUGCUUAAAUACACAGGGAUGAAUGAUUAAAUUACACACAGGUGAGAACAAUAACACUGGCAGUGAUGAGGGCAGGGGAUUAUGGGAAGUGUAGUUUGGGACAGGUGACAGGGGAGAAACACUGAGCAGACAACAGGGGAUCGUGAAAAUAAUCAAGUGGGAUUAUGUCAAAUCAAUGUACGGUAGUAGUUUUAACUAAACUUUAUUAGGUUCAUCAAAUUUAAAUGACUCUUGCUUAAUUUCAUUACAAGUGUAAGGGACAGUGAAACUGCUGCACUGUCAAUUUGACAUGGAAAAAAAUGUCCAUCCUCAAAUUAAGCACAUGCACCAUUCUUCACCACAAUGGUAACCCUCAAAACUCAAGCGUAACAGACACUCUUUUUAAAUGCCAAUAGAACAGAACAAUAAACAUGAACAAGUUUCCUCCAAUUCUAAUCUUGCUCAAAAAUGCAUAAAAUAAUACUUCAUUUCAACAUUUAUUCACCCCAUCCAGUCUUCAUCUAGUCCAAACUCAAAUGGAUUAAGUCAACUUCAAUUUGACAAAUUUAAUUGGAUAGAGCGCAGUGAAAUAAUAUUGUGAACAAAUGUUCAAGAAUUUUAAUUAAGUAAACUGAACCUGCAAAAAUCUUUUUUUUGUUGUCAAGUGAAUUGAAUGUUACUUCACAAGACUGAAAAUGAUUACAUGAGCAUUAAUCACUUUUGUUUGCCUCUGUUCACACCAGCGAAUAGCUCGUGUGCUCCAGACAUGUCGAGCUGUGGUGCUCAUGUGGGCGACAGAUUUGCUUGCCCAUAUCCCAUUACUCAAUCCCCCGAUGGUUUCUCAAUUAAGUGGGAAAAAAAUACAAACACACAGGAAAUAUGACUGACCUGCAGAUGAAUUGGGGAAAUCAAUGAUUUUAAAUUGUGCAAUUUAUUAUUAUUUUCAUAUAAUACCUUUUUUAUAUAUUAUAUUUAUCCCCCCAAAAGAAGUUUAGCGUAAUUUGUUCAGAUAGUUUCUGCAGAAACUGUGGUUUCCAUCAUUGAUAAUGGAUUUUACAGCCCAUUAUUCUAGAUUAUCUAAUGUCUGUCAUUUGCUUGUUUACGGUUUUCUCAUGAUCGUGAUUCGUGAUAAAAUUUGCCGUUUUCUGGAUUGCUGUCAAAAAAUCUUAUUUUUAAAAGACCAGAUUGUUGGGAUCAUUAAGGAUGAAUGCUCAUUCUCACUGCAGAAAUAUACUUUUUUAAACAUGUAUUCAUAACAUCUAGCAGCUUGAUUUUACAUGUAAAACUAUUAUGCUAAAAUACUGUUGUCAUCUAAAACUCUGAAUUGAGCAUUUAAAUGCACAGAAAAUAGUUUUGCAUUCAUGAAGCUGUGAUGAAAGAAUUCCAGCAUUGCCAGGGUCUUUAUUUUCUUAAUAUUCUGUAGAUAUUAAUAAAAAAAAAAU
Molecule: messenger RNA, 3568 nt
Organism: Xyrauchen texanus (razorback sucker)
Lineage: Eukaryota; Metazoa; Chordata; Actinopteri; Cypriniformes; Catostomidae
Gene: gabpb1
Product: GA binding protein transcription factor subunit beta 1
Exons: 8
Coding region: 575-1726 (383 amino acids)
Biological process (GO): positive regulation of transcription by RNA polymerase II
Cellular component (GO): nucleus
Molecular function (GO): protein binding; transcription cis-regulatory region binding
Source: RefSeq, a predicted model, not a curated record